AUGUUGCCCUCAUCCAUAGGGGCUUCCGCCCCUCUGAGCCCUCUAGCUCAAGCUACAUUGAAUAAACACCUACCAAAGUUUUCGAGUAAACGUUUAGCACAGUAUCAUCCGAAUACAAAGACCCAAGUGCAAACAGCUGAUGCUGCAUGUCUAACAGAUUUAUGUAGCAACGACUGUAUACCAGAGGUGGAAAUAUUUUCAUUACUAGAGGAACAGAUACCCAAAUAUAAAGUUCGUUCAGAUUUUCUGACAGAUUUUGCAGGGUAUUCAAAUCAGGAUUGGUAUGUCCCAGCUCCAGCACUUCAAAUUCCAACUGAGGGCCUCGGGUUAUCUAAAGAGCAAACACGUGAGACACUCAAUUAUUUCCUUUUAUGUGGUAAUCGAGUAAGUCAAAUGACACGAGCAUACGAUGAUAUUGAGGCCGUCACACGCCUUCUCGAGGAAAAGGAGAAGGAUUUGGAGUUGACGGUGCAAAUAGGCAAAGAAUUGUUAACACAGAAUAAUGCAUUAGAAACUAGGAUAGCCGAUUUAGAAGCUGAACUAAAAUCCGCUAACGAGGACCGCUCCCAAUUACUACACGAAUUACACAAGAAAAAUGAACUAAUUUCGGUAUUAACAAAUGACUGUGAGGAUUCUAGCGAUAAUGAUACUCCAACUUUCUCCAAGUCCAUCACGUUGGAUUUAUUACAAAAGAAAAUUGCAUCGCUACAGGAUGAGAACAAAUCUCUAAAGAUUGAAGCGUCUCAGUUGGCCUGUCAGACAGAUGAAGUUGAGGAACAGGAACGGAAGCUUAUGAAUGAUAUUGCAUCGCAAUUAAACGAUGCCAAUCAGCAAUUUGAAGGACUUAAUUUAGAACUGGAAAGACAACGAGAGGAAAACCGCCUGCAGCAUGAACAAAUAGUGAGUUUAACAUCACGCUUAGCAGAAGCUGAAAUGAAACUUCAUCAGCUGACUCAUGACAAUGAUGAGCAUAUUACCCUUCUGAGCAUUACAAAGGAGAACCAAAAUAGUCUGGCAUUGGAAUUGGUCGAAUUCAAGCAGAGGUAUCAAGAGGUAUUAGCUCUUUUGCAAGAGGCACAAGAACAGUUACGAAAACAACGAAAGAAAACUAUGCCUCAGGCUCGUAGCUCAUUUAUGUCAACAAUUCUGCAGCCAGAUUCCUUACAGUCUGAGUUGAUGGAAUCGUCUCUGUACUCAGAAAAUAGUAUUGAUUCUGGAAUAUCGGGUGAUAAUCAACGCAUUAAUGAUCGAAUUGGUCGGUUGAUAUCAAAUCUACCAAACACAUCAUGUGGUAUCGGAUACAAUAGUACAAUGAGCUCGGUAUAUGGGGGAGCAGGCUUGAUGCAGCCAUACAAAAGAGUAUUUGAUACUGUUCGUUGUGCAACCAAGUGCGGAAACUUUGCUGAUAUGGAAAGUCCUAUCACACACCUUGGGGCGAUGUCUAUGAGUUCAGCAUCGGGCCCACGCAUGUCAACAAUGGCUACUGGAAGUGCAGUAACGUCAUCCAGUAGCACUUUCUGCGGUGAUAAUAGCGGUUUGGGUGACAAGACAAUGUCCUGUGAAAGUCUGGCAUCUCAGUCUGACGAUGGUUAUCCUUCGCAACCAUCCGGGGUUCCUGGAGCACCGGGUGCUAAGGAACUUGAGGCUGCAUUAAAGAGACUUACUCCAGCAGAAGUACUUGCCCGUAGAGCCAUGCUUUCUUAUGCACCAGCUGGUACCUAUACAUAUGACGAUGUACAAACAACAAAUGCACUCCCAAUGGGUCUGCGUACACCAGAUAGCAUUAUGUCGACCGGAUCAUCUGGUAUAUCUUCAUCAACGAAUAUGUCAUCCUCUGUACAUCAAUGGCGGUUGCCAGAAAAGCUGCAAAUUGUUAAGCCUAUUGAAGGUUCUCAGACUUUGCAUCAUUGGUCACAGUUGGCUACUCCUACUCUAAGUGGUCUUUUGGAAGAAAGGCCAGGUGUAACAAUACGCGGGGGACGAGGCCUUGAUGAUUUAGGAAUGCAGGUAUACACAUUAUCCGAUGUCGAAGAAGACAUCAAUGAUGAGCUACCUGGCAAACAAUAUGAAGCAUCUGGAUGUACCUAUACAUACACGACCAGUAUGGUAAUGCAUCCCGACGAUGGUAUUUCGACGGAUCUUUCCUUUUUGUCCCAGUCUCAAGUAUCUUCAAGAACUGCCUCAGCAUCAACGUCGCGACAACCAAGUUGUCCUCCCACACCACGAGCUGGUCUUUCGCGCAAAAAUUCCUGUUCGACAUUUUCCGUAAAUUUAGGCUUAGCAUCAAUGUUGAAUGAACGAGGAAUCAAAGCUGUAACGCCAAGCGCCUUAAAUACGCCCGCAGGUCCAAACUUUUCACCAACGGUUACACCCUGCAACAGUCCUGAGGGUUCUCCAACACGAUCUAUGUCUCCAGAACCGCUAUUUGGGCUGCUUUCAUCUGGAGCUGAAUUGAUUCGACGCAAACUUGUGGGAGGGGAUAUUGAAAGACCUAACCGAAAUCAACAACAAAAACAACAAAAAAUUAUGUUAACGAGGCUCGAAAGACGAGCGUUGAGGUCAUUGCGCCUUGUGGAAAAAGUAGAAAGCAUUGGUUUAGAAAAUAUUAUAACUACACAUCCCAAUACAAUGUCACAAUUGGCUAGUGGAAUCGCGAAUAGAAGUGCAAGUCCAAUGGCUCAAUUAACGAGCCUCAAAAAUAUUCAUACAAAUUCAAAUAGUAUAGUAAGUGACUUACAUUUCAACAGAGACCACAUAAAAGAUGUACUCCACAAAGGUCUUAAUCCACAAAGCAAUCUUCCAUCAUCAUCAAAUUUGCAAGAGACGGCUACAAUUUCUAAACCGUUGAAUUCUGAAUACACUAAUUACAGUCGCGAGCGAAAAACACAAGCAAAAGUUGAAGUGGAUGCACAAAAACCGGAUGUCGUAAGUUCGACUUCUGAUAUUGAGAGUUCCAACAUUCGUGUUAAACAAAUGCAGAGACAAAAGUCUAGACGUAAUCUUAAAAAUGGCCAAAGACCCGAUUUGGGCACUAUUGGUGGUCGAAUGCGUACUGAUUUGGGAUAUGUGUCACCAAAGCAACCAGAUCCAUCUAGCAGCGGCCUUCAAAACACUUCAUCCAGUUCGAAAAAGAAUCCCACUACAGAGAAGCCAGAAACCAAAGAAGCUCAGCAAAGUAUUGCACAAUCUUUUGUUGGAACCGUGAGUUCCUUGUUAUUUGGUCGAAAGGGUGGUUGGCUAUAAAUGACUAAAUCAUAA
Musca vetustissima is the source of this 3258-nucleotide messenger RNA. It is a transcript of the gene milt, whose product is annotated as trafficking kinesin-binding protein milt. Lineage: Eukaryota; Metazoa; Arthropoda; Insecta; Diptera; Muscidae. The record is from RefSeq and is a predicted model, not a curated record. The transcript has 6 exons. The coding region runs from base 1 to 3243 and encodes 1080 amino acids.